Molecule: messenger RNA, 5746 nt
Organism: Nothobranchius furzeri (turquoise killifish)
Lineage: Eukaryota; Metazoa; Chordata; Actinopteri; Cyprinodontiformes; Nothobranchiidae
Gene: adra2b
Product: adrenoceptor alpha 2B
Biological process (GO): adenylate cyclase-activating adrenergic receptor signaling pathway
Cellular component (GO): plasma membrane
Molecular function (GO): epinephrine binding; alpha2-adrenergic receptor activity
Source: RefSeq, a predicted model, not a curated record
ACGCUCCUCAGUGACAUCACCAGCUCUGAAAGAAGCGCAUGAGGGAGAUGGGAGGCACCCCACUUAUUAGAUUUCAUCGGAAGGUCCUGUUCGCAGAAGAAGAUGCUGCUACGCCUCUGAUAAGAAACGCGAGGAUGUGCGCCAUCGGAGCAGCUGGAUCGAGCCAUCCCAGUGAACUUGUGCAGCACCAAGGACCAAAACCAACACACCACUGAGACGAUCGGGGCUACGCUGCUCAGCGGGGAUGAUUUAAUAGGAAAGAAAUCGUUUUGGUAACACAUCUGGCUCAGUGCGCAGGGCUGGAGAGCUUAGAACUCAUUUUUUCUUCCAUUGACUGAAAACAUAUCGAAGCAACCUCAUUUAUAAGUUUAAAAAAGUUUAUUUUUUAGCUGAAUCAAUGUAGAUAUUUCUGUUUAUUUUUAUUUUUGUUGUGAAUGAAUAAAUUAUGCGAUGAACGCGCGUCCCCAAACGAGGACGCACGGACUGCGCGAGUCGCCAAUUUCCCCUGAUCCAGUCUGUUACGUUUAAGCUGGUUUCUACACCAAUCAGACGGGUUUAAAUUAAAGUGUCACGCUUAACCCACGUAUCUGAGGCAGAGGAAGCGUUUCAUUUAUUUUUUUACUCUUUUUAUAACUCCAAGGGCUGAGCCGCCGCGCUUAAAUCGGCACCAUCUUAUUUUGUUUGUAUUUUUAAUGGGGAGAAAGCGGCUCUACAAAGUGGGGUGAAAAAUAUUGGUACUUAAGUUCGGACCCGUAGCUCCGGACUGGAAAAUGGACUUAUUGGAGAAGCUGCAGCGGGGGGUCCAGGGAUUCUGUUUGGAAACGCAGUGACAGACCACACCAACUGAGAGAAAUAAUCCGAGCAUGGCCUCAGCUCUGGACGGUGGCUGCUCUAUGACGCAGAGCGGCUGGAACGUCAGCGCAGGCGGAUCCGGACCCUCCGUGCCCUGCAACCAGAGCGUCCGAGCGCUCGCCCCCUACUCCCCUGAAGCCACGGCGGCCUUUGCCACCGCCAUAACCCUGAUGAUCGUCUUCACCAUCGUUGGAAACAUCAUGGUCAUCAUCGCCGUCCUGACCAGUCGGUCCCUCCGGGGUCCGCAGAACUUGUUCCUGGUGUCGCUGGCUGCUGCAGACAUUUUAGUGGCCACUCUCAUCAUCCCCUUCUCUCUGGCCAAUGAGCUGCUCGGCUACUGGUACUUCAGGUCUCUGUGGUGUGAGAUCUACCUGGCCCUUGAUGUGCUCUUCUGCACCUCCUCCAUUGUGCACCUGUGCGCUAUUUCACUGGACCGCUAUCUGUCCAUCUCCAGGGUCACUUAUGGGCGCCAGCGGACUCCCAGACGCAUCAAAGCUGCUAUAGUGGUGGUGUGGCUGAUCUCUGCCAUCAUCUCCUUCCCUCCUCUGCUCUCACUUAACAAGAGUGAGGGGGAUGACCCUGGGAACAGGGGGCCUCAGUGCCAGCUGAAUGAUGAGCGCUGGUACAUCUUAUACUCCACCAUAGGCUCCUUCUUUGCCCCGUGCCUCAUUAUGAUCCUGGUCUAUCUAAGAAUUUAUCAAAUAGCCAAGCAGAGAACACGCUGCCCACCAGGAGAGCCUAGGAAGGAUGGGGUCGGCUGUGCGACACCCAGUCAGCCCCCACGACACAUGCAAGCCAACGGGAAGGAUGAUGAAGAGAGCACCCCUCCCUCAUCCAACAAAACCUCAAACGCCAGACCUCCCACCCUAGCCAUCACCCCGUCCCCUUCCCCAGGAGACUCUCAAAACUCCCCAAACCCCACCACCAAUAACCUCCUCCAGCCUCCAUCUCCGGCCGUGUCUCCUGUUACGUCUCUUGACACCUCCCCUCACGGCCCUUCAAGCCCUUCCUCUGCGCCCGAACCCAAAGCUAAAGGAAAGGCCAAGAAGGGCAAGAAAGGAAAAAGCAAAAAGGCAGACAACAACAACGGAGACAGCUCGAGCACAGAUAGUGAUCUGGAGCACAGCCAGGGAGGGGGGCGUGGCAGUGCCAGCAUGCCAGGGUCACCUGCUGGAGGGGGCAUCAACUCUCCAGCUUCAGUCAAGCGCUACCGUGACAUGAUCGCCACCUCCAAGGGGGCGCGGCUAAUGCCAGGGAGGAAGUCAAAAACAGAGAGCAACCCAGGAGCUGCGCGGCGCAAAGCCAUGGUCAACAGAGAGAAGCGCUUCACCUUCGUCCUGGCGGUGGUCAUAGGCGUCUUUGUGGUGUGCUGGUUCCCAUUCUUCUUCUCCUACUCCCUACAAGCAGUGUGCCCAGAGACCUGCGUCAUCCCAGAGCCGCUCUUUACAUUCUUCUUCUGGAUUGGCUACUGCAACUCCUGUCUCAAUCCAGUCAUUUACACCAUCUUCAACAAAGACUUCAGAAAGGCUUUCAAAAAGAUAUUGUGCAAAAGCACCAAGGGUACUUUCUUUUAGGACGUGACUGUGUCGCGUGAAGCACAGACACACAAAAAACUAUUCUUCUGAGGCACAAAAGAACAAUAGUUCCUAUUUUUCAAAGCACUAAAAGGGCUGUUUAAGAAACAUGCUGAACUUUGCAGAUUCCGGUGUAAAAUUCAAAUGCUUUUUUUCAGCCGUAACGUGCAGCUCGGACUGUGUAAGCGCCGCUCGCAGCUGACAAACACACACUUUUAUAGUGUGUGAGACGGAAAAGAAAAGACGUGAAAAAGCGAUCUGGCUGCAUUAAACUGCUCAGCACUUCAGGAUUGCUGAUAAGAUUUUGAAUGCAACGUUUUGUCUGCAGAUCAGAUUGUGUCGUGAAGCGAGGCUGAGGCACUAAAUGUUGCAGCGUCGGAUGGAACGUGCACGCAACUCCGAAAAUCUACCAACAAGCAGGAAGAAUAAACACUUUGAUUUCAGUUCUCAGUGCAAAUAAAGACCUUUUAAUAUAUACGUUUUAUAAGUACUUCAGAAGUAAUGAAUUUAGGAGGCAAGUGACCUUAGAUUCCCGUGAGCCUGAGGCCUUUUAUUUAUCAGCACAGAGCACAAGGAGGACACAAGGUUAGCUGUGAUUUCUUACGUCGGCAGUCUUAAUUUGUCCGGCCGCAGGGCAAACAUGUGUUACUUGAUUUUGAGGAGCAACAACAAGGGAAGGUUUCAAACGAUCUCAGAUGUGAUAGCACAAACAAGGCCACCCUCUCAGGCGGAACUUGUGAAUUUUCAUGCGGAAAAGCCACCUUGCUCGCGGCUUUGCAGGACUCAAAAAUGGACACGCGUCCAGGCUUCCACCUUUCCUGCCCUGCAGGGUGAAAUAAAAGUGGUCAUUUUGGACUCAGAGGGAAAAAUCAAAUGUAUGUUGCUGAAAAGUGGAAAUAAGAUGGCGCGACAUCCAUCGUCAUCUCGUUGUUACCUGUGUUUGACUGGAAUCAGGUUGAUGGACUGACAGAGUGAGGAACUCAGCCUCUGGACAUUUAAGUAACAAUCAAAGCAGCUUUGAUCCUCUUGAACGUUCCUCAGAGAUUUUUCCAAGUGGGAGGUGUGUUUGUCGAAGACUGGAGAUAAAAAAAAUAACAGAUUCCUAUUUAAACUUUAUUUUCCUGCUUCCUGACAAGCAGCCGUAUUUACCAGGUUGACAUUUACAGUGACUGUAAAGGACAGAUGCAUAAUGCAAUUAUGCAUGUGUGAUGUUCCCCUUAAUUACACCCUUCUUUUGUUGUUAUUCUGAGAACCAUGUGGCUGAGUGGCUCUUUAGCAGCACCUCGGGCGCGUUGUUGCCUGCAGUGGACCUCGGUGUUGGCACUUUCAGGUUGUUAGUGGGAGGCAAGAAAAGAUGGAUGGAGAAAUUAUUGGCAGUGAUGAGAAAGAAGAAGAGAAAAUGUGUUUAGAUGUGAGCGCAACGCAGGCUUAUUGACUUUUUGGGACAAGGGCUGUCAGCAGCAACACACCAAUUUCUUAAUUGUCUAAUUCUGCUGACCUGUAUGAAUGUGUGUGCACGUAUGUGCGUGUGUGUGUGUGUGCGUGUGUGUGUGCGUGCGUGCGUGUGUGCAUGUGUGUGGGUGUGUGUGCAUGCGUGUGUGUGUGUGUGUGUGUGUGUGUGAGUUUGUGUGUGUGCGUAUGUGCAUGUGUGCAUGCAUACAUGUGUGUGUGUGAGUUUGUGUGUGUGCGUAUGUGCAUGUGUGCAUGCAUACAUGUGUGUGUGUGAGUUUGUGUGUGUGCGUAUGUGCAUGUGUGCAUGCAUACAUGUGUGUGUGUGAGUUUGUGUGUGUGCGUAUGUGCAUGUGUGCAUGCAUACAUGUGUGUGUGUGAGUUUGUGUGUGUGCGUGUGUGCGUGUGUGCAUGCACGCGUGUGUGCAUGUGUGUGUGUGUGCAUGUGUGUGCGUGCGUGCGUGUGUGCAUGUGUGUGGGUGUGUGUGCAUGCGUGUGUGUGUGUGUGUGUGUGUGUGUGUGUGAGUUUGUGUGUGUGUGCGUAUGUGCAUGCGUGCAUGUGUACAUGCAUGCAUACAUGUGUGUGAGUUUGUGUGUGUGCAUGCAUGCGUUUGUGUGUGUGCGUGUGUGUGUGUGUGAGUUUGUGUGUGUGCGUAUGUGCAUGUGUGCAUGCAUGCAUACAUGUGUGAGUUUGUGUGUGUGCGUGCAUGCAUGCGUUUGUGUGUGUGUGUGUGUGUGUGCGUGCGUGCAUGCGUGUGUGUGUGCGUGUGUGUGUGUGUGUGUGUGUGUGUGUGUGUGUGUGUGUGUGUGUGUGUGUGUGUGUGUGUGUGUGCAUGCAUGUGUCUGUGUGUGUGUUUAUUAUUUUUUCCUGUAGAAAGAGUCAUUGCCUCCUCUGGCUGCUGCCACCUACAGGUCUACUGUAAAAUUGACGUACAGGCACAGAUCAUCAGCAUACGGAGACAGAAAGUCUGCGUUUAUCCGUCUUAUUAUCCAAGUGCAUGGCUUCUUAGUGACCAUCCUCAAGGGACCAAAGAGCCUCGUAGAACGAAUCAAGCACACCGAUCAAAGAGGUGGAACACUGUACAGGUUUGUCAUUCCAGAGGAAAACCGGCUUCGCCAUCAAUUUCAUGCUUCAUGAGCCCAACGCCUGUUUGGAGUUCGUGUCAGAAUCCAGAAAAAAAUAACGCGCAUAAAGCAAAGCCUGAAAUGCAAAUGUUGUCAUUGUUUCAUUUAGUUAUAGUGGCAUCAAAUGUUUCAUCAGAGACAAAAAGCACAUUCAUGUAUGAAUCCUGUUAUCUGCAGGGGGGAAAUCUCUGCUCCCCCCACCACUGCUACUGUUGUCAAACUGUACUCGGAGCAGUAAUCGAGCAUGGAAAUGUCAAUGGUUUGCUAGACAUUAAAGCUGCAAUCCAUAUCACACAGAGCUGCUGGGAGAUUCACACAACUGAUUAAAUCAAACAGGAGCUUCAUGCACUUGUUUAAUUCUUCUCGCCAGUCGUUUAAAUCUGUUAUGUCCUCUCCCUGAAAUGCAAACUACUUUAGCUACAAAAAUACAGCCACGGUAAACCACCGAGGUCAUUUUAAUGCCUGGCUCCAGUUAAUAUAAGUUGCAAAGUUACUUCAAUUAACCAGCUGCAGUCUAACGCAGUGAAACAGCUGCUUUGUUUACUUGUUAAAAAGUUAAAUCGAAAGCUUAAAGGUGACAAAUGCAUUGAUCCGCCCCUCGAUCACCACCCUUUCCCCAGAAACUCUCUAUAUUGUCUCUUCCCCAACUGUGUUUGGACCAAAGCUGCUUGGUCUAAGCUUCACAAUCUUCCAUCUGUCAUCAGCCCCCUCUCAGUUUGGAAAUAAAGCAACUUGAAAAAGCCUGA